Octopus sinensis (East Asian common octopus) is the source of this 1825-nucleotide messenger RNA. Its product is annotated as UDP-galactose translocator-like. Gene Ontology annotation, cellular component: Golgi membrane. The transcript is spliced from 4 exons. Gene Ontology annotation, molecular function: pyrimidine nucleotide-sugar transmembrane transporter activity. The record is from RefSeq and is a predicted model, not a curated record. Gene Ontology annotation, biological process: pyrimidine nucleotide-sugar transmembrane transport. Bases 333 to 1373 code for a protein of 346 amino acids. Lineage: Eukaryota; Metazoa; Mollusca; Cephalopoda; Octopoda; Octopodidae.
AUCUCAUUCUUUCUAUACUUCGUCUUACCCUCUAUAUUGAAAACAAUAUACACACCACUGCCUUCUUCCUUCUCUUACACUCUCUCUUCCUCACUCUUUCACUCCUUCUUCCUUCCUUCCAUUCAACCCACGGUUAUUCUUUUAAACAUUAUCUCUCGAGUGAAACGAAAUGUAGCCUCCUUGGAUUCCACCACAAACGACUAUUCAGCCCUCAAAAUACAUAAAUGCAUGGACAGUACUCGGUGAGGUAUUUGUAACAUCCUCAGUCUGUCUGUUUAUCAGCCAGUCUGUACCUCAUCCCCGUCUCUCUCUCUGUUUCCGUGGUCAGCUAAAUGGCUAACAAGGAACACCAGGACUCAAUAAUGCUCAAGGUUGAGCAGGGAACUCAUGGAAAGGAACCCAGUAAAGCAAUGAAAGACAACAAACCUACAGAAAAGAAACUCUUCAUGAAAGUGGCUAGUCUUGUGGCAAUGACUGUACUGAAUUCCACUGUCGUUCUGCUAAUGCGGUACCUAAGGAUGCGUCAAGGACCUCUCUUUAUAUCAACAACAGCUGUCGUCAUGUGCGAAGUCUUUAAACUCUUCAUAAGUAUGUUGUGUGUUGUGGUUGAGGAACGCAACUUAGUUCGCCUGCCCUAUAUAAUAUACGAUAGCUUCUUUGGCAGUUACAUUGAUACUUUGAAAAUGAUGGUACCUUCGUUUUUAUACACCCUUCAGAAUAAUUUAUUCUUUGUAGCCAUAUCAAACCUAGAUGUUGCAACUGUACAGGUUCUCUAUCAACUUAGGAUUUUCACUACAUGUUUAUUCGCUGUGAUAAUACUGGGAAAAGAAAUCAAUCGCAGUCAAGGUAUAGCGAUUGUGAUGUUAUUCGUCGGUGUCUGUGUAGUACAGUUAAACCUCGACACAGAACAAACACAUGAACAUGUUGAGCAACAGACUCAGAAUAAUUUUCUUGGAGUAAUUGCCAUUGUCGUCUCUGUGUUCCUUUCAGGGUUUGCAGGGGUCUACUUUGAAAAAGUCCUCAAAUCAACCUCCAAAUCAGUUUGGAUACGCAACAUACAGUUGGCCAGUUACGGCAUCUUCCUUGGUUUCAUAGGAAUAGUCACAAAAGAUGGAGCUACUAUAGCUGAAAAAGGUUUUUUCUUUGGCUACGAUAACCUUGUGCUUCUGUCGCUUUUCAUUCAAGCUUUUGCUGGCCUCAGCAUUGCUGUUGUGUUCAAGUAUGCUGACAACGUGCUCAAGUCAUUUGCCUCCUCCAUGUCCAUCAUAAUUUCUUGUGUUGCUGCUGUCAUAUUCUUCAAAACACACCUUACACCUGCAUUCUACUGUGGUACAUUUUUUGUUAUAUGCUCCCUGUUUCUAUACAAUAGAUAACUCAACCUGUUGCCCCUAUUUCAUACAAUAACCUGGUCCAUGCUGAGGCCUUCAGCCAAGUCAUACUGCUUCAUAGCAAACAUUCAGGUCAGGUUGAAGGCCUGCAGAUAAUAUCAUCCUCUAAGUAAACCAUUCAUAUAUAUAUAUUUAUCUAUUUAAACAUUUAAUCCAUAAUCAUUAGUCUGACAAAAUGUAUGAUGACAGGCAAAUGGUCAUAGAUUGAAUGCUUAUUCACUCUCAGAGGUAUCUGAGUCUUUUACUCUGUGUGGCCAGACAUAGAGCCUUUUGAACUUCUCAUCCCCUGGUCCCCUGGAAUGUGUAUGUGUAUACAGAGAGAGAGGGAGGGAGGGAGAGAGAGAGAGAGAGAGAGAGAGAGGAGAGAGAGAGAGAGCAACAGGCAGAGACAUAAGUUUCACAGAUAAAUUAAUUUAAAUACUUUCAAUAGCUAUUUC